Molecule: messenger RNA, 3248 nt
Organism: Zootoca vivipara (common lizard)
Lineage: Eukaryota; Metazoa; Chordata; Lepidosauria; Squamata; Lacertidae
Gene: OSBPL1A
Product: oxysterol binding protein like 1A
Cellular component (GO): perinuclear endoplasmic reticulum; cytosol; plasma membrane
Molecular function (GO): cholesterol binding; protein binding
Source: RefSeq, a predicted model, not a curated record
CACACGAAGGGAGGGGGGGUGUUGCUGGAGGAGGCGUAGAAAGCGCAGCCCAAAUAGUCCUUUCCCCCUCGCUUUCUUUCCGCGCGCGCCUGCUGAAUUGCUAGGUGGGGCUGCGUGGGGAGCUGAGGAGCUUCCCCGUCACUCGGUGUAAUUGCAGCGUCGUUUGGGGAUGGGAGUUUUCGUCUUCUUCUUCCCAAAAAACCCUAGAGAUGAACACAGAGGCAGAACAGCAGCUUCUCCACAAUGCUAGAAAUGGACACAGUGAAGACAUCAGGCAGCUGCUGGGAACUAUGGACAAAGGAGAGGCCAUCUUUAACAUCAACUGCAAAGGCAGAAGCAAAUCUAACUUGGGAUGGACACCUCUUCAUCUUGCAUGCUAUUUUGGGCACACCAGUGUUGUCAAGGAUUUGCUGAAGGCUGGUGCUGAAGUAAAUGUAUUAAAUGACAUGGGAGAUACCCCACUGCAUCGUGCAGCCUUCACUGGGCGCAAGGAGGUAGUUAUGCUGCUUUUGGAAUACGAAGCCGAUACUUCCAUUGUUAACGGGAAUGGGCAAACUGCAAAAGAUGUUACACAUGAUAAAGAAAUAAGAGAGAUGCUGGAAGCUGUAGAAAGGACUCAAGAAAGGAAACUUGAAGAACUCCUCCUGGGAGCUGCACGAGAAGGAGAAACUGAAAAACUCACAGCACUGUUAAACAGGUCAAAUUCUCCUGACAUCAACUGCACUGAUCAGGUGGGAAAUACACCAUUACAUUGUGCAGCAUAUCGUGGCCAUAAGCACUGUGCUUUGAAGCUCCUAAAAUCUGGAGCAGACUCCAAAAUAAAGAACAAAAAUGGUCAGACACCCCUUGCUUUAGCCCAAGGUGCAGAAAUGAAACACAUACUUGGAGGGGGCAUUGGGAAGGUGAGCAACAAACCUCUGAAACGAUAUGAAGGACUACUAUGGAAGAGUUCAAGAUUUUUUGGGUGGAAGCCAUAUUGGGUAGUACUGGAACAUGGAGUCCUCUCCUGGUACCAAAAACAGGCUGAUAUUGGGAACAGUAAUCGCCGCCAAGGAUGCAAGCACUUAACACAAGCCAUUUGCACAGUCAAAAGUGCAGAUGGCAACCUCUUCUCAAUCAAAUGUUUUGAUAAUACAGUUCACAGUUUUAAAGUUCCCAAGACCAAUCAACAGUCAAGAGAGAACUGGGUACAGGCAAUAGAAGACCAUUCAGCAUACAGCACACACUAUUGUACUCAGGAGCAACUGAGCGAUGAAGAAGAAGAGGAUGACACAAUAUCAGUUGCUGAGUUACAAGCUUCCCUCAAAGUUGCACAGUCAUGGCAACAAAGACUUGAUAAAGAGAUUUCGGGCUUCCUCACCGUGAUUAGGUCAUGUGACACUUCUCAAGGAAUGCCUACUUCGUUUCUCAAGAAAGCUGAAGGGGUUUCUGAAACAUCAAGAGAAACUUGUGAAGCGCUGAGCAAUUGUCUCAAACUCUUCACUAAGCAAGAAGGGGUGAGGAAUCUGAAACUGGAGCAUGAGCAAGAGAAAAACAAGAUCUUAUCUGAAGCUCUAGAAACACUAGCUACUGAACACCAUGAAUUAGAGCAGUCACUGGUCAAAGGGUCACCACCUCUGAGCAUCUUUAGUGAGGAACAGUUCUAUGAUGCUGUUUCAGAUUCAGAAUCCGAAAAAUCAUUGAGUGGAUUUGAAACUGUGACAACUUACUCAUUAGAAGACAGCGUGGAUUCUAGUGACACUAUAACGUCUGACAUGUCUGGAGAAAAGACCUGUAAAACUGCAGAGACUCUGUCAAAUGGCAUCAAAAAACACAGGACAAGCUUGCCUUCUCCAAUGUUUUCCAGAAAUGAUUUCAGUAUUUGGAGCAUCUUAAGAAAGUGCAUUGGAAUGGAGCUGUCGAAGAUCACUAUGCCAGUAAUUUUUAACGAGCCACUGAGUUUCCUACAGCGACUGACAGAAUAUAUGGAGCAUACAUACUUAAUUCAUAAGGCCAGUUCGCUUUUGGACCCGGUUGAAAGAAUGCAGUGUGUAGCUGCCUUUGCUGUUUCAGCUGUUGCCUCUCAGUGGGAACGUACAGGAAAGCCAUUCAACCCAUUACUUGGAGAGACGUAUGAACUGGUCAGAGAGGACCUUGGAUUCAGACUCAUCUCAGAGCAAGUUAGUCAUCACCCACCAGUCAGUGCUUUUUAUGCUGAAGGACUGAGCAAUGACUUUGUGUUUCAUGGUUCUAUUUAUCCUAAACUAAAGUUCUGGGGAAAGAGUGUUGAAGCAGAACCCAAAGGGAUAAUAACUUUGAAACUUCUUGAACAUAAUGAAGCAUACACAUGGACAAAUCCUACAUGCUGUGUGCAUAACAUUAUUGUGGGCAAGCUUUGGAUUGAGCAGUAUGGGAAUAUGGAAAUAACCAAUCACAAAACUGGUGAAAAAUGCAUGUUAAACUUCAAGCCCUGUGGCCUUUUUGGGAAGGAAUUGCACAAAGUGGAAGGUUACAUUCAGGAUAAAAGCAAAAAGAAACUUUGUGCACUCUAUGGGAAAUGGACUGAGUGUUUGUAUAGCGUUGAUCUUGCAACAUUUGAAGCUUACAAAAAGAAUGACAAGAAGAACACAGAAGAGAAGAAAAACAACAAGCAGAUGGGCAGUUCUGAUGAACCAGAGGAGAUGCCCUUGCCAGAUUGUGAAAGUGUGUGUGUUAUACCUGGAAGUGUGUUGUUAUGGAGGAUAGCCCCAAGGCCUUCUAACUCAACACAGAUGUACAACUUCACUACUUUUGCUAUGGCUUUGAAUGAAUUGGAUCAAGAAAUGGAAAGUGUUAUUCCUAAAACAGACUGCAGGCUAAGGCCAGAUAUAAGAGCUAUGGAAAAUGGUGACAUAGAUGUAGCAAGUGAAGAAAAGAAGAGGCUUGAAGAAAAACAAAGAGCUGCUCGUAAAAACAGGUCAAAGUCAGAGGAAGACUGGAAGACAAGUCAGCCAGUGGCCCAGGGACCCAGGUGGUUCCAUCAAGGGCUGAAUCCCUACACCAGUGGACAUGACUGGCUUUACUCUGGGAACUACUGGGACAGAAACUAUUUCAGCUUGCCUGAUAUUUAUUAAACUGCAUUGGGAAGUCCGAGACUAACACAAACAAGUCUUAAUCAGUUUUCAGUGUUUUCCUUUGUUCCUGUACUGUUAGAAAAAAAACAACCCUGAAUUUUAAUUGAAUGUACUAUAUUCAGCAGCUUCUGCAGCAAUUAUGGUAGCACAAGAUUA